Molecule: messenger RNA, 3653 nt
Organism: Trichoplusia ni (cabbage looper)
Lineage: Eukaryota; Metazoa; Arthropoda; Insecta; Lepidoptera; Noctuidae
Product: DIS3-like exonuclease 2
Exons: 3
Coding region: 172-3186 (1004 amino acids)
Biological process (GO): miRNA catabolic process; mRNA catabolic process
Cellular component (GO): P-body; exosome (RNase complex)
Molecular function (GO): 3'-5'-RNA exonuclease activity; RNA binding
Source: RefSeq, a predicted model, not a curated record
UUGUGAAAUAACAAUUCUAUUAAUUUUAGGCUGGUAACCUUGGCCUAGUUUGUCAACCUAAAAUUUUUGUAAAGAAUAAAAAGUUCAAUAAAUUUUAAUUGUACCUUACUUAUUCUUAUGGAAAUUUGUAGUAUAAUUGUAAUAAGUUAGCGUGGUCCGAUAUCCAUAAAUAUGUCUCACUUGUGUGAUUGUAUAUCUGAAAGAAAUUUUGACGUAAAUAGGCCAUCUGGUGCACAACUAUCCACGUCGCAACCUUUGCGUUCUAAAAGUUCUCUAAAUAACAGGGUUCAAGAUCACCAGAACCACUGCCCAGCAAAGAAAUCACAUAAGCAUUCAUCGGUGUCUCGGCAUAAACAAUCACAGGGUGAGGCUGGAAUAACUUCACAGACCUUUACCAAUUCUUCAAUCAGUGAUAUAUCUACGCAGUGCCAAAACUUAAAUGUAAACAGCGAAAGUGAUGAAGUAGACCAAGGAGACAGCCCAGUUGCAUUUCCAAAAAGGAAAAAUCAAAAGAAAAAAGAGAGGUUAAAACAAUUGAAAAUUCCAUCAAAAGAAACCAUGAAUACCCCACAUUCAUCGCAGUCUAAUAAGGGACGUCCAGGACACAAUGAUGUGGUUUCCUUGCAUGAAUUUUUUGCAAACCAAAUAAGUCCAUUGUAUGCCGCUACAAACUCAAGGUACUUGGAAAACCUUCGCCAUCAUCCGCAAUUUCAAUUAUCAAACAGUAUUCCUAUAAGAAGGGACUUUUUUAACAACACUCCACAUGCAGCAAGCUUACCAAAUACUCCCUUACUGCAAUCAACACCACUAUUGCAUUCGGUGAGUAUCCCAAAUUCACCAAAUGUACUGGGCGAGUCAAUGAGUCCCAAAUGUAUACAAAACUUCUUACAACAUCCAUUACUUAGUCAGUCAUUCAAUGUGCGGGGUGGUGAAGCAUUUAAAAUGCUGUCUUUGGCUCAAGUUGAAGGCAAUAUGAAUGCGGACAAAAGUGAUAAAAAUAAUUCCCCUUCCAAGAAGAAGAACAAGAAAAAGUCCUCAAAAGAAAGUAAUGAUCUCAAAUUUGAUCCAUAUAUAUCUGCAGAAGAGGCAGAAGCUGGUUUGAAAGAGAAUGGUUUUGUUGAAGGUUUGGUACGAAUAAAUCCAAAACAAUUUCAACAUGCAUAUAUCUCAAGUAGUGACAGAAGUGAACAAGAUAUUCUUAUUGAUGGAAUAAAAAAUCGUAAUCGUGCUUUAGAAGGUGACUGUGUAGUUGUGCAACUUUUAGACAGUGAUACAGAAGAAAAUACUGAAAAUAAACAAAAGAAGGGAAAAGUUGUAUAUAUUAAAGAAAAACAUCACAAUAGGAAUUGUGUUGGAUCAUUGAAGUUAAUGCCAGACAAAAAUAGACAGAGAGCCUUAUUUAUUCCCCGUGAUCUCAGAAUUCCAAGGCUUAAUAUACCUUUCACAAGCUGGCCAGAUAAUUUUUAUAAUGAUGCUAAGACAUAUGAAAAUACACUAUUUUUGGCAAAAGUACUGGAUUGGACCGACACUAGAUUUGCUAUGGGCAAAAUUGUCUGCAACAUGGGACAAUCUGGAGAUAUGGUAUCAGAAACAAAAGCAAUUUUAUCUCAGACGGAUUUGGAUGUAACACCAUUUGGUCCUGAAGUCCGUCAUUUAUAUCCACGAUUAGAUUACAAAAUACCAGACGAAGAGUUAUCAAUCAGAGAGGAUUGCCGGAAGCUGUGUGUUUUUAGUAUUGAUCCAUUUAAUUGUAGAGAUAUUGAUGAUGCAGUGUCAUGUAGGGAACUAGAGAAUGGUAAUUAUGAAAUUGGAGUUCAUAUAGCAGAUGUAGCACAUUUUUUAACUGAAGACACUAUUUUGGACGAGAAAGUAGCAGAAAAGGCCACAACUAUAUAUUUAGUUGAGAGAGCUUAUCACAUGUUACCAGAUGAUCUAUGUAUGCUCUGUUCUUUAUUCCCUGGUGUUGAUAAAUUGGCUUUUUCUGUGUUCUGGGAGAUUACUAAAAAUGCCGAAGUUCUAAGUCACAGGUUUGCAAAAACAGUGAUUAACUCAUGUUGUCAACUAGCUUAUGAGCAUGCUCAAGCAGUUCUUGAUGAUAAAGAAGACAGUGAAGAAAAGUUCCCAGAAACUUAUAAUGGUUUCGUGUACAAAGACAUUUACAAAGCCAUCAAAAUUAUUGGCAGCAUUUCUGCCAAAUUCAGAAAACAUAGAUUCGAUAAUGGUGCAUUAAGAAUUGAUCAACCGAAAGUUGCUUUCCAUUUAAAUGGUAGCAAUGGCUUGCCUGAUUCUUUUUGGAUAUAUGAAUCUACAGAAAGCCAUCAGCUUAUUGAAGAGUUUAUGUUACUAGCAAAUAUGACAGUAGCUAAACGUAUAAGAGAGGAUCAUCCAACAUUGGCAUUUUUAAGGUGCCAUCCAAAGCCUAGUGGGUACAUGUUGAAACAACUUGCUAAAUCGCUGAAACCCAUGGGCAUUGACCUAGAAAUUGAUUCUGCUGGCCAUUUGCACCGCUCCUUGUUAGCCCAUGUAGGUCCACAAUGCACAGAUAAGGGCAAGGUUAUGGUUCUAAAUAUGUUAUGUGCCAAGCCCAUGACAAGAGCCAGAUAUUUUUGUGCCGAUGGCUGUGAUGAUGAUGACUUUGCCCACUACGCUUUAAAUGUUCCUCUUUAUACUCAUUUUACCAGCCCUAUAAGAAGAUAUGCUGACAUUAUGGUUCAUAGGUUGUUGGCUGCAAGUCUUAACUAUCGCGAAACACCCAAAUGGCAAGCCGACAAGGUCCGUUCUAUAGCAGCUCAAUGCAACAAACAAAAAUAUAAUGCAAAAAAAGCAAGUGAAUUAUCUACAGAAAUGUAUACACUGAAGUACAUUGAAAUGAAGUCUCCAUUAGUUACCGACGCUGCUGUUGUAGAAGUGAGGGAGAAAUACAUUGAUGUCAUAAUAAUCAUAAUGGGAUUAAACAGACGAAUAUUUUUCAAUAAUGACUUUCCGGGAAAAUUCCAGUGUAUUAAAAACGAGGGUUGUACAAGACUAUCGAAAAUGGAAUUGACAUGGAAUGCUGUGAAUGAUUUACCUGAAAUCAAACAAGUAAUUCAAGUUUUCUCCAUUUUACAAGUUGAGUUAUACAGAGGUGAUGAAAUGACUAAGGUUGAAACAAAACUUGUAAGACCACAAACAACAACUUCUUUGUAAUUACAAAGAAAGCAUUUAGAAUAAUAUGUUACGUCUUGUGUCAUUAGUAUAAUGACUUGAAACAUUAUAGCUUUACAAAACGACUUUGACUCUUUGCAAUGGUGCAAAUUUUAUUGACUCCAGAUUUAUAUUUAAUGAAAUCUUUAGAUGCGAUACUAUGUGAUUACCUGUUUGACAAUUUUAAAAUUAGGUUUGUUGUGAUUGUGUGUUGUUUUACUCUAUUUAAUAAUGAAAUAACGAUUGUUUUUAUUUGCCUUUGCCAAUAGAUAUUUAUAUUAAAAUAUAUGUAGAAUCCCUUUCUACAGUAGAUCUCUUAGUACAAGUAAAUAAUAAAUAUUUUCUUAGUUUUAGGGCAAAACGCUCAAUCAAAUAUUUGAACACCGCAAUUCGCGGAUUUAAAAAAAAUAAUAAAAUUGUACAUACUGUAUUGUUUAUAUUUUACCUAAUUAAAUAAUCUAUACUAGUAA